GCUCUAUUUUCCCACAUCGAAACUUGGCUCUGUAAGGAGAAGACAGUGAAAAUCGUGCAAAUGGAAGCGUGCAGACAUUCCAUAUUUAUUUUGCUUUCGCUGUUCGAAUUCUCGUCUUUAUGAUUGUGUAUGUUUUGCACGCCAUGAACUGAGUCCCAUUGUCCCGGGCUGAGGUUUAGAAAUGGUCAAUCUUCGUGUUCUGAGCCAGAAGCACGCAACUGGGGCCAUGGGCAAAGGCGCGAAGAAGGCGACUGACCGGUUGGAAACUGGUCAUUCCCUCGGUGCUCCCGAGGGGUCGGAGAGUGUCAGCACCUCCGAUGGGGAGCUGCAUGAUCCGCGAAAAUUCACGUUAAGUAAAGCCAGCACGAACUCCAGGAACCCUGCGGAUGCUGCCAAGGCGCAUCAUAAGGAGUCGCGGCCUCAUUUGGGGAUUCCCUUCGGCAGUGAGAUGCCUCAGAUGGACGGCUUCCUGCAGAACGAUCGCGUUGCCCAUGCCAUUUCCUGCAGUGUGGGAAUGGAAGCGGAAGCGUGGACUGUCAAUGGAUUUCAUAUUGUUGGGCUGAUGUGUGCCUUUACAGCGACGGGCGAAGUGGUUCUACGGGAUGCCGUAAUCGAGAAGUCCACUCUGAGCGGGCUAGUUAAGGAAUCGUAUGAGUAUAUCUGUCUGAAGAAAGCAGACACUGUGGAUAUGCAAGUGCGCAACACUUUUGCAUCAGCCUAUGUGCCCAGCGCCAGCGAUGAUGAGCGUGCUGUGCACGCGCCUUCCGAUAACGCGGAAGAUGCGUCCUUGGUAUCGGAAAUGGAUAGUAUAUUAACCGCCAGUAUUGAAAAUGUCCUGGAUGAAGGGAAAUGCGAGUCUUACUCGACAAGCCCGUCUCUUAACACACAGGAUUCGAAUCUUUCGGAUGAUUUACCGAAGCAGGAGGAGCAAAAGAUUGCUCCCGUGAAUAAGAAAAAUCAGCCGGAACAGUCCAUGUCACAUGGACGUCCAUCCUAUGCGCCGCACCGGCGCUACCCUGAUGGGAAGAAAUCGCAUCAUCAGUACGAGCCAUCACUGUCGCGCGUACCAUCAAACGAUCCCGAUCGCUGUGACAAUUGCUACGCGCAGCAGCAGCCACGUUUCGCGCGGAAUCAGCCGAUGAACCGUGCGGUAGCCAAGAGCCGUGCUAAUUAUGGUGCGAAGGGAGUGGAUAAAACUGCGCCACAGCCCAUUGUUAAUCCCAAAGAAGACGCUAAACCAAAAAACGGAGAGAAGAAAAAUCACUGUGAAUCUCGUGAGGCGGUGCAGGACGCAAGAAAGAACGAUAUUCAGCUCAAAGAGCAGAAAGUGGAGGAGACGAAGCCAGUUUUGGCUCCAGGAGAGAAUCCAUGGACGAGUGCCAAUGUCUGGCAUCGGCGUGAGCAAGCUAAGAAUGGCGGUACGAAGGCAGCCCAUAAAUCAGGCCCAAAUGAUAAAAAUUCGUCGUUUGAAUUUCGCUUGAACCCUUUGGCUGAGGAAUUCGUUCCGGGCUUUUCGAGACCGACGUACGAUUCGCGUAAGCGGCAGAACUGGAAUGGCAAUAAUUACCAGAAUCGAUUUGUUCCAUCUAACAUCGGAGUACAGGAAACUGCAGCCCACGUUGAACAGACGGAAGAACCAAUUCCAUCGCGGCCAGUGGCUCUACCUAUUGCGUUCCCAGUUUCUCCGCUGCCAGUCAUGAUUCAGUCACCGAAUUCUCCGAUUGUGGUGCACGCGUUUUUGCCCACUGGAAACGGACAGGGAUACUAUCUGCCGGUCACAUUGCCACCGUUGGAUGAAUAUUACGCGUCGCUGCACGCGUACAAUCAGUAUGCAGCGCAAAUGCAACCGGCGUCAUUCGAACAGCAAGGCGUAUUUCCGGUGCCGCCGGACGGCAUGCCACCGACGAUGAACGCCCACUUCGUCGCACCACCCCCACCGCAGCCGAUGGAGACAGGUUUCGUGGAGCAGCUGAGCGACGAUCUGCAGCGUCAGCAUCUGAGCCGGCCGCCCUCCAUGCCGAUGACGGUGAACAGUGACGACGGGAAAGAAUCCGGCGGCAAAAUGCGCGUGCUUAGUUCGACGGAUUUGAGCGGGAUUUGGAGCGAUAAGCCGGAGCAGGGCGGGUAUUUUGGUGGAUAUGCCACUUGCGUUAGUGAGCGCAGUGAACGGGCGGGACCGUCCCCGACGGAGGACGGACAGAUGGAGAAAUCCGUCAGCCUCUCCGAAUGAAAGAUGCGGGUGUUGUUGGGCGUGUGUGUAGUGCGUCACCUUGUGAGCAGUUUGCGGUGAGACAGGUUCCUUUGUCAAAGUUGUAUCCGUGGCUCUUUGUUUUCCCCCCGCGGUGUGUGCAGAUGGGGUUUUAUUGUGUUUUUUUCUUCGGAGGGGCCUUGGUGCAUUCUUGCGUUUUGGGGGAAUAAUCCUUUACGGGUUGUAGGCGUUUUUGUGAAUCUAGCUGUUGUUUCCUUUAUUGCUUACACACGAAUAUUUUGUUACGUUGUUUUGGAUUUGGACUAGUACGACGUAUGUUGUAGUUGUGGGUAGCCAGCUGCUGUGGAAACUGCGUGGUCUUUGCGUGUUUGUGCGCACCAAAAAUUGGUCAAUUAAAAACCAAACCCGA
Messenger RNA from Paramacrobiotus metropolitanus, 2618 nucleotides. RefSeq lists its product as uncharacterized. Lineage: Eukaryota; Metazoa; Tardigrada; Eutardigrada; Parachela; Macrobiotidae. The coding region runs from base 182 to 2230 and encodes 682 amino acids. The transcript is spliced from 11 exons. The record is from RefSeq and is a predicted model, not a curated record.